AUUUACUUCCAAUGUAGACGUCCCUUAAAUCUUUCAUUACUUUUUGGAUUAAAGAGAAGAAAAAUUUACUUUUUAGGGAUAUAAAUAAGAAUAUUAUGUGCCGUAUAGUCACAAAUAUCUUUGAGGAAGGCUGAAGGCACAGUGCGACGGGAGACAAAUUAUCAGAUGGAGAAAAAAAUUUUGUCAACUGUCAAGAGUGUCCAAAGCUUUACAUUGUUUUGUAGUAUAAUUGAUUGAUUGAUACAAUUGCUGCGAUGGAGGAGAAAUCUGACCAAAUUAAGGAAAAUAACGAUAACAAUAUUGACAUAGAAUCGAAAACAAUAUUAAAGAGAAAACUUCAGAUGAAAUCUGAAGCACUCAUGUUACUAAGCCAGGAGUUGGAUCAAUGUAGGAUACAACGAGAUCAGUUUAAAUUGAUGGCUGAACAAAUUCAAGAAAGAUUUUUGCAUUUAAAGAAGCAGAUGUGUGACACAAAAGAAUUGAAUAGAUGCUACAAUUUAGAUGAUGACUUUAGAACUUUAGAUUUGUUAACAGAAGCACGAGAACAGAAUAAAUGCCUGAGGUUACAAGUAGAAACACUAAGACAGAAGCUAGGGGAUGCUGAGGGUGAUAUCAAGGCAUUGCGUAUGAAUAACAAUCGUGUGUCAGUUGAACAACAAGAUGUGCAAGUUGCACCCUCAAUGCAUCAAAGGGAAGAAAUGAUAGAACAAUUAGAAAAAUUAAAUUUAAAGUGUUCACAAUUACAAACGGAUCUACAAACAGUUCUGGAUGAAAAACAUGAGCUAGGAAUGGAAAGAGAUGCCUUCAAGUGUAAGGCACAUCGUUUGAAUCAUGAGCUGUCCAAGGCUUUAAAUGCUUCGAAACCAGUUGAUUUGGAUGCUCUUAUCAAUGAGAAUAGGUACUUGCAAGAAAGAUUACAACAAUUACUUGAGGAGAAAGAACUCACUCGCCAAUCCUUGUCAAAAUACAAGAGUAUGUUGGAUAGUAAACGAACUAAAGGAGCUAUUAAAUUGGGAGCAAAUUCUGCAGUUGGAACAGUAAUGACUCAUAAACAAGUUGAACAGCUUCUUCAAGAGAGUUCUUAUAUACCACCUCAGAAGUCUGCUGCUGCCGUUACCGAUCUACGGUGUCUUUGCACAGCUUUGUUGGAAGCUUUGAAUGACAAAACUUUAGCUCUAGCUCACCAAAAGAAAGCGAAUAAAAUAUUGGCAUUAAGAAUCUGUGAACUCGACAGUGCAGUACAAUCACCGACUAUGAGGCUUUUGGAAGGCUACACGAGCGCCAAUGUUGAUUUGAGAUGCGAUAACGAGUUUAACGAUUUAGAUCAUACGAAUAAUUGCGGUGCAGAUAGCAUCGAAGAGACCAAUAUUAUAACGAACAAGAGUAACGUACAGUGUAGCUCUUCACCUGAAAAUCAAGUUAUACAACAAUUGCAAUCGAUUCAAAUGAGCCUUCCGAAAAAUCUGGGAAUAUUGGUUCAAAAGGCGUUAAAUAAUCUGAAAGAUAAUGACAAACAGAAGAUAUGAAGUUAAAGUCACAUGGUAUACAGAAAAGUAUACGUGCCUCCACAUGUACAUGUACGUGUGCAUAAAUCAUGUCUCUGUAAACAGAGAAGAUGGAGUAUUCUAAUGAAAAAUUCAUUAGUCUGCUUCAUUCGACAUAUAUGAAUCUAGUCUCUCGGAAUCGUUGAAAACUAACGAAUUCGAGGUAACGAUUAAUUUAUGAUCUUUAAUGUGACAUGAAAUGCUUAAUAUUUUUACCGAAUUAGUAGUUAAUACAGCAAUCUCAAAAUUUUGAUAGAUACAGAUUUUAAUGAAGCAAAAGAGGCAGUUGUGUUUCUUACAUGAUGUCGGUUAUCACGGUUGAUUUGACAUAUCAUUUACGUAGGACAUAGCACCGUAAUAGAUAGGUUGACAGUACGAUCGUACUAAAUGAUGGCGUUUCUGCAAGUACUUUUUAUGCAAGACACCGUUCAGAUGGUCACAGAUUGAAUUAAGUCUUUCCAUGAGAGUUAUUGAUGGACCUGCUGAUUUCUUUAAUUGAUCUCUUUAAUAAGAUGCGUUUCCUCUAUGUGAGAAUAUGUAUGCAUGUUAUUAUUAUCAAAUCAAUAUGUCUGAUAUAUCCUAUGUAUAAUAUAUCUGUAUAUAUUAGAAGAGAAAGACCAAUUAUCAUUUCUUUUGUUUUUAUGCUCGUAUCUAUCAACAUCGAUUAAAUAAUCUUAAUUUGAGUUUAUGAAUUGAGGAUUAUGAAAUUCUACAUAGUCUUCUAUAUAGACAUAAUACAUAACGUAAAUUAAAUUAUGUGAGAUGUUAUAUAUGGAUGUCGUUUUGAAGAACGUAUGUCUUGCUAAAAAAUUAAUUGAGAAGAGUUUAAAUGUUUAACCUUUAAAAUCCUAAUGUAUAAAUUUAUGAAAAUUGUUUCUUAAACAGUUUGCAGUGUGUAGAAUUCUUUGCUUGCAUUCUUAUCUACAGAAAGUUUAAUCUACCAAUCUAUUAAAUAAUGAAAUUAUAUAAAAAAAAAGAAAAAUUUGUGUGUGUGUUAUCUGUUUUAAAUAUUACAUUUAUAAUUAAUGUCCAAAACAGAUACGGUGACUGUCUCAUAAUUUAAUUAUUCCUGUAUAUUUUAAUAUAUAAUUUAUAUUAUACACAAUUUAUAUUCUCUACAUAAAAAACGACUGCAUAUCACGUAAAAAAUACGUAAAUAAUCCGCGUAAUCUUAAAAUGUACGGCAUAAAAAAAAUUUUGGUUUAAACUUUAUUCAAAGAUUUAAAUUUAAAUUUAGGUUUAGAACGACGGUUGAUAGAAACGAAUAUUAUUAAAAGCUUUUUGGUAAGACUGAAAACUGAAGAAAUGAGAAUUAGUCCUUUCCGCCCGAAGUAUAGAUUUAGUAAAUUUACAUUGUUAACUUCGUUACUCUCAA
This is a messenger RNA of Odontomachus brunneus, 2919 nucleotides long. RefSeq names its product coiled-coil domain-containing protein 149. The record is from RefSeq and is a predicted model, not a curated record. The transcript is spliced from 9 exons. NCBI's taxonomy places the organism in Eukaryota, Metazoa, Arthropoda, Insecta, Hymenoptera, Formicidae. The coding region runs from base 255 to 1526 and encodes 423 amino acids.